CCCCUUAAAUAUCCCAGCAGCUUGACGAAUCAGUAGAUCAAGGCUCCAUAAUUUCACGUCUAAACUGAAGCGUGCACUGUUUAUUUUGAAGCUAUAAUAAAAUUGCUCUCAAGAUCAGUGCGCGAUUUUGUUCCUACGUAACAAAAUCUUCAAAAUAAACAACAAUGACCACUGAAAAGCCUUCCGUUGCAUCGAUGGACCUCGAACGGUCCGAGAUCUGCACCUGUACCGCCUGUGAGAACCCAGAUGUAGCAGAUGAUCUGGUAGCCUGCGACAAAUGUGACAAGUGGUGGCAUUUUACCUGUGCUGGCGUAAACGAGUCCAUCUCAAGUCGAGAUUGGAUCUGUCCCAGAUGUCGUACACCAUCAAUUCCAGCUUCAGAGAGGUCGACGACCUCCAGCCGACGAGCAGAUUUGCAACGCAAACGCCUGGCUGAACAGCAAGAGCUAGAGAAGAAGGAACUGGAAUUAGAAAGAAGGCAGCUGGAGAUGCAGAAGAAACAUUCGCAAGAAAUGUACGAGUUAGAGGAGUCACUGGCAGGAGACGAUGGGGACAACCGGAGCGUAAGAAGCCGUGUGAACGAGAUUGAGGCUCGUGAAAAACAGGUUGAAGCGUGGGUUGAACAGAACGUCGCCACCGGAUUAGCUUCCACUGUACAUCCACCCGGAUUUACCCCUCUGCACCACCAGCUACCUAAAAGUAGCGACAUCAAUAUUGCGACAAAAAACGACGACGAAGGCCACAAUUCGUCGCACCAGGUACCCGCUAUUACCGUCCCUAUCGGAGAUACCAACAAGUCGUCAGCAGACAUUCCCAUAUUACAGUCCCUUCGAAGCCAGCUGGCAGAGUGCGAGCAACAGCCCGUAUCAGCAGAACGACUGCUGAACCUAGAAGCCCAGUUGCGGAAGUGCAGAAUGCUGAUCUCGCAGCAAGAAGAGGGAGCUUAUGGUGGCGAUUCUAUUAGAAAUUCACAGGAUCGCCAACGAUCCCGCGAAGGAGCUCUACCGAAGAUCGUUACGAAUGUCAGUGACACUGUAGGACUACCGAAGUGUCAGGUUUCUUCUGUGGCACAUAGUCAAACGAGAUUGACUGGGAAACCAAACCCAGAUCUGAGGCAGAGUAGAAUUGAAGUUCUUCAACAAGAUUCUUCAACAGGUAAGAGCAGGUCUGGCCCGCGAAUCCGUUUCGCACCCAAGCAUAUUCCCCUGGGACCACCGUUGGUCGAAUCAACGAUAAACGAGCAGACGCGGCUCAGGCAAGCGCACUCAAAUUCCCCGGUAUUCGAUAUGGUGCGGGACACGGAUCUAAAUUUCCAGUUGGACGCCCCUGCUGGUCGAGCCACCUUACCUGGACUUGGAAACUGUCGUUCGAACCUACACGCGAACCCAACAGUGCCAAGACCAUCUGGAAAUGUUCGUGGAGAUGCAAGAUACGUCGACAGUUCAUUCGGAUUUCGUAUAUCUGAUUCGGAAUGUAAUCCGCAAUGGCACAGUUCUGCACCUUCCCCUCCUCACCCUCCUCAAGGACAAUACGGCCGCAGCGACAGAUUUCUCCGGGGUUCAGAGCUCCAGCCCAUGCAGAAUAAUUUGCAACGUCCUUCUCCAGAGCAACUGACAGCAAGGCAAGUCUUGCCCCGGGAUUUGCCGGAGUUUUCGGGUGAUCCAGAGGAGUGGCCUAUAUUUUAUAGCAGUUUCCACAAUUCCACGACGGCAUGCGGAUUCAACAAUGUUGAAAAUCUUGCACGUUUGCAACGAUGCCUGAAAGGCAACGCGCUGAAAUCUGUUCGAUACUAUUUGCUAUCGCCCGAGUCAGUACCAAACGUACUGGAGACUCUUCGGACCCUGUAUGGCCGUCCGGAGAUCAUCAUCAACAAGUUGAUCCAAAAUGUACGCGAAACGCCGGCACCUAAGCCAGAGAAGUUGGAUUCACUGAUCGAUUUUGGAAUUUCGAUUCGAAAUCUGGCUCAACAUCUCAUUGCGGCGGGUCAACAAGCACACCUAUCGAACCCAGCACUUCUGCAGGAGCUGGUCGAAAAGCUGCCGGCCAACGUGAAGCUACAAUGGGCACAACAUCUGAUGCUUCAGCCUGAGGCGAGUUUGCGUACCUUCAGCGAUUUCAUGGGGAUGGUGGUUGAAUCAGUAAGUAAAGUGGUAAUCUAUACUUCCGGCCAACACGCUAGAAGCGAAAAGUCUCGCAACAAGGAUAGAAGCUUCGUCAACGCACACUCCGAGAACAAAACAACACCGGUCCGGUCUUCUACCAAUCAAGUGAAGGAAAAGUCUGUAGAUGAGAAGCCGUGCCUGUUUUGCGGAAAAGCAGGACACCGUUUGAAGAGCUGUACGAAAUUUCAGCAACUCUCGGUAGAAGAUCGCUGGAAAAAUGUCCAAACGUUGAAAGUUUGCCGUAGCUGCCUCAACCCUCACGGCCGCCGCAUAUGUAGAGUCUCUAGUCGAUGUGGAAUCAACGGCUGUGAUUUCCGCCAUCACCAAUUGCUCCACGGUAAACCUGAAGAAGCGGUCAAACCGACUGUAUCAUCGACAGAAAACCAUGUGCAUCACCACUGCGGACAGUCGAUUCUAUUCCGAAUCGUUCCAGUAACGCUCUAUGGGAAAUCCAAGACUGUCACCGUUUUCGCUUUCUUGGAUGAAGGCUCUUCAUCGACAUUGAUCGAGCAAAGUCUGGCUCAAGAACUGGAAAUAGAAGGACCGACAGUCCCAUUAUGCCUGAGGUGGACCGCUAACAUGACGAGGACGGAAGACGAGUCACAGAUCGUCUCACUCGAAGUGUCGGAAACGGGUCAGAAUAAGCGGUUCCAGCUAAUGAACGUGCGCACCGUAGACUGCUUGAAUUUGCCGUCACAAACUCUGCGAUUCACCGAACUACAACAAGAUCACCCACACCUGAAGGGCCUGCCUGUUCGAAGCUACGAGGACGUCACACCGAAGCUGUUAGUUGGCCUGCGAAACCUACAACUGGCUGUUCCUCUGAAGAUCAAGGAAGGAAACAGCGGGAUUGUGGCAGCAAGGACUCGCUUAGGAUGGUGCAUAUACGGAAGCCUGGACAAAUCAGAAAACACGGAUGAAUAUAGUUAUCAUGUAUGCGAGUGUGAAGCUGAGGUCAAACUGGAUCGCCUGAUGCAGGACUAUUUCAACGCCGAAGAUUGUGCGGUCGGCUGCCAGGAAACAUUAGAGUCUAAUGAAGAAGUGAGGGCUAGACGAACCAUGGAGGAAACGACCCGUCGAAUGGGUGAUCGGUUCGAAACUGGUCUGCUGUGGAGAUCCGAUUUUGUAGAACUGCCGGACAGCUACCCCAUGGCCCUGCGGCGAUUGGAGUGCCUCGAGAGGCGAAUGGCCCGGGACCCACUCCUUAAGGAAAAUAUCCACCAACAAAUUAAUGAGUACCAGGAAAAAGGAUAUGCUCAUCGGGCUACCAAGGACGAACUCGCGAAAGCCGAUCCCAGAAGAAUUUGGUAUCUGCCAUUAGGCGCUGUUUGUAACCCAAAAAAACCUGGAAAGGUCCGUUUGAUAUGGGACGCAGCCGCAAAGGUCGAUGAAGUUUGUCUGAACUCUGCUCUAUUUCCUGGACCAGACCUCCUGGUACCACUACCUUCCGUGCAGUUCCGCUUUCGACAAUAUCCGGUGGCAGUGAGCAGUGACAUCAAGGAGAUGUUCCACCAAGUGAGAGUCAUUGAACGAGACCGUCCGUCACAAUGUUUCCUGUUCCGUGAUAGCCCGAAUGACGAGCCCGGUGUAUUCAUGAUGGACGUCCUCACCUUCGGAGCUACCAGCUCCCCGUCAUCCGCACAAUUCGUAAAGAACCGCAAUGCAGAGGAGUUUUCCAAACAGUAUCCACGGGCGUCAGAGGCGAUUUGCAAAUGCCACUAUGUGGAUGACUACCUCGAUAGCUUUGAGUCGAUCGACGAGGCAAAAUCUGUAGCAGGGGAAGUCCGGUGGAUUCACUCAAAAGGCGGAUUUGAAUUGCGACAUUGGGUCUCCAAUCAGCCAGCCAUUCUGGAGUACCUAGGAGAACCGCCUAAGCAAGACAUCAAAGAUCUUGGGCUGAAAACCGAUUCAGAACGCGUUUUGGGAAUGCUAUGGCAUACGAAGGAGGAUGUUCUACAGUUUUCCAUGACGUUCCGUGAGGAAAUCGGAACGCUAAUCGACAACGGAGCAAGGCCAACGAAACGCCAAGUGCUAAAGUGCGUCAUGAGCCUAUUCGAUCCCUUGGGGCUGCUGGCCUGUGUCCUGGUGCACGGGAAGAUAAUGAUGCAGGACAUCUGGAGAAGUGCUAUCAAGUGGGAUGAAUGCAUCGACGAUCAAAUCUACGAGAAAUGGACGAGGUGGAUUGAGUUGCUGAUGGACGUUGUCGAAGUUCGAGUACCGCGCUGCUACUUUGAUGGAGCAAGUACCGACCUCUACGAUACUUUGGAUGCUCACAUUUUCGUGGAUGCCAGCGAAGCGGCAUACUCUGCUUUGGUAUAUUUUCGCGUCGUCGGAUCGGAGGGAACAACCAAGUGCGCUCUGGUAUCUGCGAAAACAAAGGUCGCGCCGCUCAAAUACGUAUCAAUCCCUCGUUUAGAACUGAUGGCAGCGGUUCUAGGAGUUCGACUUCUCACAUUCGUCCGUGAAAAUCACACCGUCAAGAUCAAUCGUUGCGUCUACUGGUCGGACUCCGAGGUAACUCUGGCAUGGAUUCGGUCGGAACAUCGACGGUAUCGCCCAUUCGUAGCAUGCCGAGUUGGAGAAAUUCUGUCAACGACCCGUGUUCAAGAGUGGAGAUACGUCCCAAGCAAACUCAACGUCGCUGAUGAUGCCACGAAAUGGGGCGGUAAACCGUGCCUAAAAGCAUCUGGCCGCUGGUUCUGUGGUCCACCGUUUUUGCAGCAGUCCGAGGGGCAGUGGCCUAAACAGAAGUACAUCAUAUCAACAGAUGAGGAGCUCAGAGCGUGUUUCUUGCAUAAAGAACAGCCAGUUUUACAAAACGUAAUCUGUUUCGAACGGUUCUCCAAAUGGAACCGCCUUUUGCGAGCGACGGCCUAUGUUAUCCGAUUCAUAACAAAAUUGAAACGCAAAGCAUUCGACGAAAAUUAUUGUAGCCUGAACCUAAACCAAGAAGAAUUACAGGCUGCGGAAAUUCUAAUCUGGAAACUGGUUCAAGUGGAAUCGUAUCGCGAUGAAGUAGCAAUUUUUUCGAAGAAUAACAAGUUAUCGGACAAAAGGCAACUGAAACUCGAGAGGACAAGCCAGCUAUGGAACCUAUCACCGAUUAUGGACGACAAGGGAGUUCUUCGAGUUGAUGGCCGCAUUGCCGCAGCGAAAGUCUUGUCGGUCGACGUCAAGUUCCCCGUUAUACUACCGAGGAGACACCGUGUUUCGUAUCUGCUUCUCGACGAUUAUCACCGGAGACUUCUACAUGGAAACUUUGAAACAGUAGUCAACGAAGUUCGUCAACGUUUCCAUAUUUCGCGACUACGAACAACAGCCCGAAGCGUAGUCGGCCGCUGCCAAUGGUGCAGAGUGUACAAAGCUCGUCCGAUUGUACCAAUGAUGGGACCACUUCCAGCUGCUCGUCUAUCAGCAGGUAUUCGCCCGUUUAGCUAUGUUGGCAUCGACUAUUUUGGGCCAAUCCUGGUUAAAGUAGGGCGCGCAACUUCAAAACGAUGGAUUUGCUUGAUAACGUGUUUGACCAUACGUGCCGUACACGUUGAGAUAGCGCACGACCUGUCGACCAAGUCGUGUAUUGCUUGCAUUUGCCGCUUCGUUUGUCGACGAGGAGCACCUGUGGAAAUACAUUCCGAUAACGGUCGGAAUUUCAUCGGCGCGGAUCGUGUGUUGCGAAGCCAAAUCAAAGACAUCGAACAGAACGCAGCGACAACUUUUACGAAUACGGAGACGAAGUGGUUGUUCAUUCCGCCUUCUGCUCCCCACAUGGGAGGAUCAUGGGAGCGUUUGGUACGCUCCAUAAAGAACGCUAUGACCAGCCUUCCCCAAGACGACAAGCUGGACGAUGAAGGCUUGCAGACGCUGAUAGUUGAAGCAGAAGCGAUCGUGAACUCGCGUCCGCUAACAUACUUACCGUUGGACUCAGUGGAGCAAGAAGCGUUAACGCCAAAUCACUUCAUCCUUGGCAGUUCAACAGGAGUGAAACAGCCUAUGGUGGAGAUGGAAGCUUCAGCGAGAACUGUUCGAACAUCAUGGGACCAGCUUCAGAUGCAGAUUGACCACUUCUGGAGGCGUUGGGUACUAGAGUACUUACCGACGUUGACGAGACGUGUGAAGUGGCUCCAAGAUACAAAGCCGGUGCAGCCAGGAGACUUAGUCAUCGUGAUAGACGAGACUAGAAGAAACGGUUGGGUACGCGGACGCGUCCUGGACGUUACUGUCGGCAGAGAUGGUAGGGUUCGGCAGGUGUUAGUACAAACAGCUGGAGGAUUGUUCAGACGGCCGGUAUCCAAACUCGCGGUACUGAACGUAGAUGAUCAUGGAGUAGAGGAUCCCACUGAUCCUCACGGGGAGGGGGAUGUUGCUGCGAGCGCGAAACCGGCAACCCGGCGUAAAACGGGUUCAUUACAGCCCGUUGAAGCACGUUAG
This is a messenger RNA of Aedes albopictus (Asian tiger mosquito), 6590 nucleotides long. RefSeq lists its product as uncharacterized. NCBI's taxonomy places the organism in Eukaryota, Metazoa, Arthropoda, Insecta, Diptera, Culicidae. The coding region runs from base 165 to 6590 and encodes 2141 amino acids. The record is from RefSeq and is a predicted model, not a curated record. Gene Ontology annotation, biological process: DNA integration. Gene Ontology annotation, molecular function: zinc ion binding; nucleic acid binding. The transcript is spliced from 2 exons.